Messenger RNA from Ananas comosus (pineapple), 1055 nucleotides. Its product is annotated as RPM1-interacting protein 4-like. Bases 184 to 822 code for a protein of 212 amino acids. The record is from RefSeq and is a predicted model, not a curated record. The transcript has 4 exons. Lineage: Eukaryota; Viridiplantae; Streptophyta; Magnoliopsida; Poales; Bromeliaceae.
UACUCUUUAAUCUAAAUAAAGCACCUCACAGAAAUAUAUACACAGACAUAUACAUAUAUAUAGGUUGGCACACUUUGUUAAAAUUAUCAGAUCUUAUUUAUAUCCCUCUGGAGGGUCAGAAACGAAUCCAUUCCAUCAACAAAGCAAUUUUCUCUUCUUCUUCUUCAUCUUCUCAACCGCGCCAUGGCUAAACAUGCGGCUGUGCCGAAAUUCGGACAAUGGGACAACGGAAACACCGGGUUUACGACGCGUUUCGAGGUCGCUCGCAAGGGUAGAGGCGGUGGCGGGGGACAAAAGGUUGCCAACCUUUACGAUGUCUACAACAACGAAAAUUCGAACGAAAACGUGCCUGCGAAGGCUAUAAACGAGCCGAAGACGCGGUGGAAGGAAGAUGUACCGCACGUACAUACGGAUGCAUCCCGGCAAAACCCUAAUCCUCAAAGAGCAAGGAAUGAUGAUGCGGUACGACCGUCGGAGAAUCGUCGCAGACCUACGGGUAGAUUCACGGUGGAAGGCAGUCAGGCCCCCUCAGGAAGGCCACACCAAGCUGCACUGAAGGCGGCUAACCCGCGACAAACUGCAGCUCAACAACACAAAGCAGCAUCCGUGCCGAAAUUUGGUUCUUGGGAUGAGAUAAACAGCACGGCGGCCGGCGAUGGAUACACCAUGCAAUUCGACAAGCUUAAGAAGGAGAGGGAGGCCGGCGCGCACAACAAACUGCCCCCAAUUUCUCCUCAGCCAGAGUCCGAGAACUCUCACAACAGCAGUAGUAGUAAUAACCGAUCCCUACUAUCUAAGAUUUUCCGCUGCCUAAACCCCUGAGGUCAAAGAACGAUCGAUCUCCAAAUACAUUCAAAGUUGACUUGAUGUGGCAGUUUUGGAACUUCCUUAAUUAUGGAUUUUUUUUUUGUUUGUGUAAAAUUAUCAAUUUUCUCUUCUUUUCUUUUUUUCUUUUAAUUUUAUCCCUUCUAUUUGUUGAGUGGGAUCAAAUUGUUUUGUUCAAAUUGAUGUAUUUGCUUGUAUAUGCUAGCAUUAUCAAUUAGUUGACCUAUUUA